Molecule: messenger RNA, 5967 nt
Organism: Cynoglossus semilaevis (tongue sole)
Lineage: Eukaryota; Metazoa; Chordata; Actinopteri; Pleuronectiformes; Cynoglossidae
Gene: mapk8b
Product: mitogen-activated protein kinase 8b
Exons: 12
Coding region: 441-1592 (383 amino acids)
Biological process (GO): protein phosphorylation
Molecular function (GO): ATP binding; MAP kinase activity
Source: RefSeq, a predicted model, not a curated record
CCGGAAACGCGUAAGCGUUGUUGAACGACCCCCGCUGCGGUUGCUGCUGUUGCUAUUGCUGCUACUCAUUGUGCAGCCGAGGUAACGUCGGUAGCUUCCGACGAGGUCGGUAUGAAAUGUCAGAAAGUGCCCGUGUAACGGAAGCGCAGCGAUUAGGUUACGUUGGUGUCGCACAUAUAUUUUAUGACCUGUUAGAGUGAGGUGUUCAGGAGUAUAUCCGCAGGAGAAAUAUAACUGUCGUUUUAUCACAUACAAGCAAACAAACACCAACACGGGCCGGGUUGUGUGUCCAACAACAGGCAGCGGAGGAAGACUGCAGGUUGACGCGCUGUGGUGGAAUUACCCGGAGAAAGGUUGAGAGACAAGUUGGAGGUGGAGGUGGAGGAGGCGGAGAACUUCACUUGGAUGCCACAGUCGGAGCAUCUGUCCUAGGUUUCACCAUGAACCGAAACAAGCGCGAGAAGGAGUACUACAGUAUAGAUGUGGGCGAUUCAACUUUCAUGGUUUUAAAGCGCUACCAGAACCUCAGGCCCAUUGGAUCCGGGGCACAAGGGAUUGUAUGUUCUGCGUACGACCACAUCCUGGAGAGAAAUGUGGCCAUCAAGAAGCUGAGUCGGCCUUUUCAGAAUCAAACCCAUGCGAAACGGGCCUACAGAGAACUGGUGCUCAUGAAAUGUGUCAACCAUAAGAACAUAAUCGGAUUAUUAAAUGUAUUCACGCCGCAAAAGACACUGGAAGAAUUCCAAGAUGUGUAUCUCGUGAUGGAGCUGAUGGAUGCCAACCUGUGCCAGGUUAUUCAGAUGGAGCUGGAUCACGAGAGGCUGUCCUACCUGCUCUACCAGAUGCUGUGCGGAAUCAAACACCUACACGCUGCAGGCAUCAUACACAGGGACCUGAAGCCCAGUAACAUUGUGGUCAAAUCUGACUGUACUUUGAAGAUCCUGGACUUUGGUCUGGCCAGAACGGCGGCUACAGGUCUCCUCAUGACACCCUACGUGGUGACCCGCUACUACCGUGCUCCUGAGGUCAUCCUGGGUAUGGGCUAUCAGGCCAAUGUUGAUGUCUGGUCUGUUGGCUGCAUCAUGGCCGAAAUGGUCCGGGGUAGUGUGUUGUUUCCAGGCACUGAUCAUAUCGACCAGUGGAAUAAGGUCAUAGAGCAGCUGGGGACACCAUCUCAGGAAUUCUUGAUGAAACUUAACCAGUCGGUGCGGACGUACGUGGAGAACCGGCCGCGAUACGCUGGCUACAGCUUUGAGAAGCUCUUCCCUGACGUCCUGUUUCCUGCAGACUCUGAACACAACAAACUGAAAGCGAGCCAAGCCAGAGACCUGCUGUCCAAGAUGCUGGUUAUUGAUGCGUCUAAACGGAUCUCGGUGGAUGAAGCUCUCCAGCACGCCUACAUAAACGUGUGGUACGACCCGAGUGAAGUAGAGGCUCCACCACCAGCGAUCACAGACAAACAACUGGAUGAAAGAGAGCACACAGUGGAGGAAUGGAAAGAGUUGAUAUACAAAGAAGUGUUGGACUGGGAGGAGAGGACAAAGAACGGCAUCAUCCGAGGACAGCCGGCCUCGAUAGCACAGGUGCAGUAGUGCGCGACGGCGCCCACCAGCACCCCCUUUCUACAUCCUACUCCUCCUGCAACGACAUCACCUCCUCCAUGUCUUCUGCCCUGACCCUCACUGGACGCCCACCUGAAGCUUGAGGACAGCCCUCAGGGCUGUUGCAGAUGACUAUCAUCUCCACUGUCUGCUUUUGGGCGGAGUCAGGAACCCUCUGGUCACCUGUGUGACCCCUGCCCCUCUUCCUCCUCUCUGUGGUUGUCUUCAGUAGUGUAGUGAUUAGCCAGCUAGCUGUUUUCUGAAAGGAAAGAUUUUAUUUUAUUUUAAACUCUUUUAUUUUGAAAUCAGGAUUUGCCUUUAUAGUCUGAGCUGUAAUUUAUUGUGUUAUUUCUUAAUUUUCUUUCAUGAACCUAAGAUGAUAAGAGAAUUUUUAUGAUUUUACUACGUUAUGGUUAAUCGACAGUGAGAAUUUAAAGAUAUAUCUGUAAAAAGGUUUAAAUGUGAUCUAUUUUUCUUUUUUUUCCUUUCUUUCUUACAACUUGCCAUAUACAUGCAGAUGGAGUUUGUACAGAUUUUAUGCUAGAUGUAGUUUUAUCUUCUUGGAUUUUGCAGUGAGCCAUUCAACAUUAUUUAAGUUUUCCCUUUUUUGAUUUUAAGCAUAAUAUGGAUAUUGAUUAUAACAUUUAUUUCAUUUUUAAGGCAAACUGAGGUCCCGUAGAUUUAUUUUAUAUUUUGAGUCAUUAGUACAGCAUCAUUGUAAAUUCAUCAUAAUGACAUUUUGUAAUUUCCUUAUAUUUAACUUGCUGUUCAAUCUUCAAACUUACACCAUUUGAUUCUUUUUGCAAUCUACACCUAAGGUCUUGGAUUUAAAAAUGUCAGUGACAGUGAGAAACUUGGGAAUGUUUUUGAUGACUUUCUUAUACAUUUUUAAGUGCUUUAAAAAGUAGACAGUUUGUGUGACGUGUAAGAAAUGAAAUGAUGGAGUUGUUGAGGACUGGAGCUCUUCUUCAACAGGGUUCCUUCGAGGUUCAGGACUUAGGAAUGUGUUUGGUUGUGUUUAGGGAUUCUGUUCGAGAAGUGAAGUGAUGCAUUGGUUGUGAUAAUGGUGAUGGUGUUGAGUAGGAUGUCCUUAGUCAAGUAGGGAUUUAUAAUAUUGAGGGUCAGUGAAUGUGUUGAUAUUUUCAGAGGGAUUUUGGAGACAUUGCAGACAUUGUCAAAACGAUGCAAAGAGAGGAGGCAGCGUAGCCAAGGUUGACGUCCGCAGUGGGGCAGUUACCAAUUUUGGCUAAAAACUUCUUGGUGCGUUGUCACUUUAAAAUGUCAAAGUUGCUUUUCAAUAGCAGGAGCAACUGUGUUCAUAAGACUUCUCUGAAUAUUUCAGUACUACUUGUCGAAAGGUAAAUGUACAAUAAGUAAACGCGAUAACACCAAAUCUGGGUGGGCAUGGUUUGGUUUUUGCUGGUUAUUUUGGUCACACUCUAUAGAUUGUUCUUUACAGAUUGAGACUUUACAGAAUAAUUCAGCAGAGGGCGCUAUAAUCACAACUCAAUCUACUUUUGACCCAUCAUAUCAAACACCUUGAUGCGAUGUUGUUUGGCUGUUAGCAAGCAAGGUUAACAAACCUACCUUUUUUUUUAAAAUUACAGCCAACAGUACGAGUCUUUUCCAAAGUAGCUGAGCUUGCUUUCAGGCAGUUUAUGCCUCUGUGCCUGUGCAGGAAAUGUGUUGUGGACAUAUAGAGUCUAGUGUGUUGUACACACUUGGUUUAGCUUGAUUUUUUUUUGUUUAAGUGAUUUAAGUGACAGCCCUAGAAAAUAUUUUAUCUGCUAUUUUCUGUACCAGAUCCAGUUAUUACUGAUACUUACUCCUCUUAUAAGCUUAACAAUUAAAGUAAAAUUAACUUUUUUUAAUUGGCCACACAUUUUUCUUAUCAGAUUUGGCUGCAAAUGUUGAUUUAAAAAAAAAAAAUCCUGGCAUGUGAAACAGCAGCACAAACGAGCUGAGAUAAUUAGACAUGAUUCUUACUGUAUGCAAUAAUAGUGCCCUUCUAAUGUUUGAGUUUUUUUAAUUCAAUGAAAAAAGUGCCUGUUGUUUGUCUUUCAUUCCUGAGUACAUGGGAGGGAAGUGUAGUCCUUACGUGAACUGUAAGUCUUUACCUGGAUUAACAGCAGUCUUGUUCCUGUCAAACCAGUAAUACUGUUUGUGAUGGGAGUUUUCACAAAUGUGUUGUAUAUUUUUCUACUUUAUUUGUUUGGGUUUUAUUUGCUUUUAUUUGACCCUCAGGUCGUAAGCGGUGGUUUGAGAACGUAACGUUAUAUGCAGCCUGAUGUUUGAGCACAUCUUUGUGUCAUUUAAGGAGAAAAGGCAGGUUUUGCCAAGGUCUUUCAUCAAAGUAAAAAAAAGACAAAAAGACAGAGUAUUUAAUUGUAGUGGAGGCAAAGGAGACGUAGAAUCUAGGUUGCAGCUUUCUUUUUUGUUUUGUUUUUGUUUUGUUUUUUUUUUUGUUAAUUGUAAGUGAAUGGACACGUUUUUUUUUUAACCUAGGGAAUUUGAUGAAGAGACAACUGUUUUUGUCAAAUGGCUUUGAAUCAUGUUCAUUAGAAAAAAACUAAAUUGAAUGCAUCACCAAUGCAUUUCUAAGACUCAUAACUGAUAAGUAAAUUGCUGUGUUGAGUUGCGAGGACUUGCAUUUGCUCCUGUCACACAGAUUGUUGCACCAACUGUUAGUCUAUAGAUCUUGCAAGAGAAACAAAACAAAACCAAAACGACUUCUGCAAACUCACAAUAAAGAAGAAAGUAAAAAAAUGACUUCAUAAUUGACCACAGUCAUUUUAGGAACUUUGGUAUUUAACUUUUUAUUGAUGAUGUUCACCUUUAUCACAAUAACGAUUGAGUCUGGAAUUGGUUGUAGGUUGACUAUAUAAACACUAGAUUAGAUUACAGUAGUAAUUUAAAUUAUGUACUCACCACUGCUGAGUACCAAACCGAUACUUCUUGAGGUUGGCUUUUAACAAAUAAGCAACGGACUCAAAGGCAGCGAUAUAUAGUUGUCAAAUCCCCACAUUCUCAUAUGUUUGACAUCGGUUCUGGCGGGGUUAAAUUUAUUUGGGCAGAGCAAUGACCAGUACAACCAAAUACUAGCCAAACAGAGGCAAAAAAAAAAGAAGUAAUUGACUUUUGUACAUAAUUCUAUGAACAAUUGGCAAGUCAUUGUGCGUUUAAACACAAUCAAAACUUGUAAUGGCUUCCCCACACUAGUACUUAUGUUAGGACACCUUUUUCCUUCACAUAAGUUCAUUUCAUUUGACUUGACAGUUGGUGCAACAUGUGGUGACCAGCGUUGAUAAAAGGGCGGUAGUUGUUAUUGUACAUCGAGAGUUGGCUCAUUAGCUGGACCGUUCCUCAUCUUAAAGCAGCAACUAGUUCAGUCUGACGGCAGUUAGUGGGCAUGGUAACUACAACAACUUAUUACUACAGUGGUAAAUGUGUAAUGAAUUGCCACGACAGUUGAAAGAGCAGCAAGGAGAACAACUGUGACAUUGGUUGUUAUUAUAUUAGCACAAAUGUUUCUCUGUUUUCUAAAGUGCUGUUGAUUUUCAUUCGCAUGAAAGAAGCUCCUUUAUUAUUACCACUGCGUCUCUGCAAACCACAUCAUUCUGAUCUAACGUGGGCUUUGAUGAACUACCUCACACUGAAUAUCUGCCCGUUCUCAGUGAACUCGUAUGUCGUCGCCUGCAGAGUUGUAGCUCAUCGGAGACGUGUGAAUAACAGAUUCCAUUAUUUAUUUAUUUGAAAGUGUACUGUGUGUCAGUUUCAACAGACUUCUAGUUGUGUACAUUAUGUAUACUCUAACCAGAAGUGAGAGAAUUGUGAAUUUAUUUCUUCUGUUCUCAAACUAAAUGUGCAAUACCUUCAGCAAACUGUGCUAGUAGUAUGUGAUUGGCCUAGCCUUUGUUAGCUGUCUCCUGGAGGUAAAGAAAAAUGUUUGGUACUGUCAAUCCAUGUUUUCCUACUUUUUUUUUUUUUUUUGUUAAUGAUCAAAUUUUAUUUCUGUGACUUCUGAUGAGACAAAUCUUUAAACCAGGGUUUGAGUCACAGCAGGGCAGACGGAGUAACGUGGACAAUAAUGUUAAUAAACACAGAAAGAUGACAAGUAAGUAACCUUAAAAGAAAUUGUUGUAUAUGUACGGUGCUGGUUUGUAAUGUUUGCUAGUGAAUCCAGCCAUGCAAGUAGAUUAAAGAAUUCCUGGAAUUGUGUGUUCCAAAAAAACUGCAACAAACGAAGAAGUGCACUACUAGAAUACACGCAGUGGGAUCUGAUGAUGCCACCUCUUUAAAAAUAUAAAUAUAUACAAGAAAUGAAUGAAAACAUGUACUGCAAAUAUAAAACACUUCAAUUCACUGU